Molecule: messenger RNA, 675 nt
Organism: Urocitellus parryii (Arctic ground squirrel)
Lineage: Eukaryota; Metazoa; Chordata; Mammalia; Rodentia; Sciuridae
Source: RefSeq, a predicted model, not a curated record
AUGGGCAGGAAAAGACCAAGAGGACCAGAAAACAACUCCAGGAAAGCCGAGGAGAGGAAGCAGCCAGGCAUUAAAGUCAAGGCAGAAGAGAAGCCAAAUGUGCCCAAGAUGAAGCGGAAGAGGAACCAACCUGAGCUUUGCCAAGAGACCUUCGCCAAGAGACCUCGGAGCUGUCUCUACAUGCAUAUGYUGGAGUCGGUGCAGGUUUUCCAUGCACUGGGGAAGAAGAAWGAYAAGAAAACUGGGCUCUCUUCCUCCCAGGCCCUGGGAAAUUCAGGCACUACCCAAGACCCCCAUCCAUGCCCAGCUAUGAAACCAUGGCUGGCGGUUAAGUGUCCUGAGAAAUCACAAAUCAAAGCCCAGAAUCCAGAUAUCAGUGCUGAUGGAGAGGGUCUCUCUCCUUCCAUUGAUGAGCCUCCACCACCUGGGAAGGUCAAAUUGGUACCUUUACCUUUUCUGACCCUGGAGAAACCUCCACCUCGACCAGUAAUCAAUAGGAGGCCACAGUCUCUGGCUUCACGGAGACCCACUGGGGCUUACCCUGCCCACCCUGGUCCUGCUAGCUCAGCUCAACCCAUGGCAGUCAACACAUCCCAACCAGCUACUGCCAACCCAUCUUGGAUUCGUCCUGCCAAGCCAGCUCACYCCGUUUUGACUCAUGCCAUUCAGUCACGU